Molecule: messenger RNA, 2076 nt
Organism: Balaenoptera ricei (Rice's whale)
Lineage: Eukaryota; Metazoa; Chordata; Mammalia; Artiodactyla; Balaenopteridae
Gene: FGGY
Product: FGGY carbohydrate kinase domain containing
Exons: 17
Coding region: 274-1929 (551 amino acids)
Biological process (GO): carbohydrate metabolic process
Molecular function (GO): phosphotransferase activity, alcohol group as acceptor; kinase activity
Source: RefSeq, a predicted model, not a curated record
GGGGCCGCGCGGAGGGCGGGUCGGACCGCCCAACCGAGGCUUGGUGCGGCUCCGCGGGGUUAUCGGCAGGGCCCCGCUAGCUAAAAUGUAAUUUCAGAUUGGACAACUUUUCCGAGUAAUGGCUUGAAGGAAAGAUAUCCCUUUCGGAUGCUUGAAGGAAUGCAUGGUUUGAAAACUGGUGCCACUGGUCAUCCGGGCGAGGAGAUGAGAAGGCAUUAAGGCUGGAGCCUGAGAGUUGUUCUCUGGAGCUCAGAUGAAGGUGGAGGGACGGCAAUGCCCGGUGGAGAUCAGGAACUCGGGAGCUACUACGUGGGUGUGGACGUGGGGACAGGCAGUGUCCGUGCAGCUCUGGUGGACCAGAGGGGCACCCUCUUGGCUUUCGCAGACCAGCCAAUCAACCACUGGGAGCCUCAGUUCAACCACCACGAGCAGUCCUCCGAGGACAUCUGGGCUGCAUGCUGCAUCGUCACAAAGAAAGUUGUACAAGGGAUUGAUUUCAACCAAAUUCGAGGGCUUGGGUUUGAUGCCACGUGUUCUCUGGUUGUUUUGGAUAAGCAGUUUCGUCCUUUACCAGUGAAUCAUGAAGGGGAUUCUCAUCGAAACAUCAUCAUGUGGCUGGACCACCGGGCGGUCACUCAGGUCCACAGGAUCAACGAAACCAAGCACAGUGUCCUGCAGUACGUUGGGGGCGUGAUGUCCGUGGAAAUGCAGGCCCCGAAGCUUCUGUGGCUAAGAGAGAACUUGAGAGAGACUUGCUGGGAUAAGGCGGGACACUUCUUUGAUCUCCCAGACUUCUUAUCGUGGAAGGCAACAGGUGUCACAGCACGGUCUCUCUGCUCCCUGGUGUGCAAAUGGACAUACUCUGCAGAGAAAGGCUGGGAUGACAGUUUCUGGAAGAUGGUUGGUUUGGAAGACUUGGUUGCAGAUAAUUACAGCAAAAUAGGAAACCAAGUGCUGCCUCCUGGAACUUCUCUUGGAAAUGGGCUCACACCAGAGGCAGCAAAGGACCUUGGCCUUCCUGCUGGAAUUGCAGUGGCAGCUUCACUAAUUGAUGCCCAUGCGGGAGGACUAGGAGUGAUUGGAGCAGAUGUGAGGGGGCAUGGCCUCGCCUGUGAGGGACAGCCGGUGACGUCACGGCUGGCUAUCAUCUGUGGAACAUCUUCUUGUCACAUGGGGAUCAGCAAAAACCCGAUCUUUGUACCAGGAGUCUGGGGCCCUUAUUUCUCAGCCAUGGUCCCUGGCUUCUGGCUGAAUGAAGGUGGCCAGAGCGUUACUGGAAAAUUGAUAGAUCACAUGGUGCAGGGCCAUGCUGCCUUCCCUGAACUACAAGCCAAGGCCACAGCCAGAUGCCAGAGUAUAUAUGCAUAUUUGAACAGUCACCUGGAUCUGAUUAAGAAGGCUCAGCCCGUGGGUUUCCUCACUGUUGAUUUACAUGUUUGGCCAGAUUUCCAUGGCAACCGGUCUCCCUUAGCAGAUCUGACACUAAAGGGCAUGGUCACCGGAUUGAAACUAUCUCAGGACCUCGAUGAUCUUGCCAUUCUCUACCUGGCCACAGUUCAAGCCAUUGCCUUCGGGACGCGCCUCAUUAUAGAGGCCAUGGAGUCAGCAGGGCACUCGAUCAGCACCCUUUUCCUCUGUGGGGGCCUCGGCAAGAACCCCCUUUUUGUGCAGAUGCAUGCGGACAUUACCGGCAUGCCUGUGGUCCUGUCGCAAGAGGUGGAGUCUGUUCUCGUGGGUGCUGCUAUUCUGGGGGCCUGUGCCUCGGGGGAUUUCGCUUCUGUGCAGGAGGCAAUGGCAAGAAUGAGCAAAGUUGGGAAAGUUGUGUUUCCUAGACGUGAGGAUAAAAGAUAUUAUGACAAGAAAUAUCAAGUAUUCCUAAAGCUGGUUGAACACCAGAAGGAGUAUGCAUCCAUCAUGAAAGGGGACUGAAGUGAGCUUGCAUGGCGGAUGCCAGGUUUCAUGUCAUUGCAUCAGGGGCCUCUGUCAUUUCACCUUAUAUUUAAGACCCUUAGGUAUCAUUUCAUCAUUUCUGUAUUUUCUUUUUAAUAAAGAAAACUGAGACGUGUGCAACCAGAA